This is a messenger RNA of Pelodiscus sinensis (Chinese soft-shelled turtle), 1633 nucleotides long. The record is from RefSeq and is a predicted model, not a curated record. Lineage: Eukaryota; Metazoa; Chordata; Testudines; Trionychidae.
GUUUGUGAGAGACAAUGAAUUUGGCUGAGAUUUGUGAUAAUGCCAAAAAAGGAAGAGAAUAUGCGCUUCUUGGGAACUACGACUCCUCUAUGGUGUAUUACCAAGGUGUCAUCCAGCAGAUUCAGCGACACUGUCAAUCAGUCAGAGACCCAGCAGUUAAGGGCAAAUGGCAGCAGGUCCGGCAAGAAUUACUGGAGGAAUAUGAGCAAGUGAAGAGUAUAGUCAACACGUUAGAGAGUUUUAAAAUAGACAAACCUACAGAUAUUCCUGUCUCCUGUCAAGAUGAACCAUUUAGGGAUCCUGUGGUUUGGCCACCUCCAGUUCCAGCUGAGCACAGAGCUCCACCUCAGAUAAAGCGUCCCAACCGAGAAGUUAAACCUUUGAGGAAAGAAUCACCGGGAUUGCAGCCGCGAGGGCCUGUGGGCAGAGCACACCCAAUAUCAAAAAGUGAAAAGCCUACCAGCAGCCGAGACAGGGAAUCUAGAGCUAAAGGGAGAGAGGAUAAGGGGAAAGAGCAUAUCUUCUCAUUAAAUGGAGGGUUUAACUCUUAAAAUGAAGGUGCUGGUGAUGGGGAAAUUCAGAAAUUUGAUGGAGCAGGGUACGAUAAAGACCUGGUUGAAGCACUGGAAAGGGACAUUGUAUCAAGAAAUCCAAGCAUUCAUUGGGAUGACAUAGCAGAUUUGGAAGAAGCCAAGAAAUUAUUAAGGGAAGCAGUUGUUCUGCCAAUGUGGAUGCCUGAUUUUUUCAAGGGGAUCAGAAGGCCUUGGAAGGGUGUUCUGAUGGUUGGCCCCCCUGGGACUGGCAAAACCAUGCUAGCAAAAGCUGUUGCUACAGAAUGUGGAACAACAUUCUUCAAUGUUUCUUCCUCCACUCUGACAUCAAAAUACAGGGGCGAGUCAGAAAAGCUAGUACGCCUGUUGUUUGAAAUGGCAAGAUUUUAUGCUCCAACAACAAUCUUCAUUGAUGAAAUAGAUUCCAUCUGCAGCCGCAGAGGCACUUCUGAUGAACAUGAAGCAAGUCGCAGAGUCAAAUCGGAGCUGCUUGUUCAGAUGGACGGAGUAGGUGGUGCGUUGGAAAACGAUGACCCUUCCAAAAUGGUUAUGGUGCUGGCUGCUACAAACUUUCCCUGGGACAUUGAUGAAGCAUUGCGCAGAAGAUUAGAGAAACGGAUUUAUAUUCCUUUGCCAACGGCAAAAGGCAGAGCAGAGCUGCUUAAGAUUAAUCUUCGGGAAGUAGAGAUGGAUCCUGAUAUCCACCUAGAAGAAAUUGCUGAGAAGAUCGAAGGCUACUCGGGUGCUGAUAUAACUAAUGUUUGCAGGGAUGCCUCUUUGAUGGCAAUGAGACGGCGUAUUAACGGGUUAACCCCAGAAGAGAUCCGUGCACUUUCUAAAGAGGAACUUCAGAUGCCUGUUACGAAGGGGGACUUUGAGCUGGCGCUGAAGAAAAUCUCCAAGUCUGUUUCAGCUGCAGACCUAGAAAAGUAUGAAAAAUGGAUGGCGGAGUUUGGAUCUGCUUAACCUCAGAGACAUCUCUUCUUUGCUAUAGAUUUUUAUCCUUUUUCUGUUGUAAACUGUAAAAUGACUUAGAAAUGUUUUAAAAGGUGGAAUAAAAGGUUUGAUUUGUUUUUCAAAUU